Dissoconium aciculare CBS 342.82 is the source of this 3619-nucleotide messenger RNA. RefSeq names its product carbohydrate esterase family 3 protein. Gene Ontology annotation, molecular function: phosphatidylcholine lysophospholipase A1 activity. The record is from RefSeq and is a predicted model, not a curated record. The coding region runs from base 93 to 3491 and encodes 1132 amino acids. Lineage: Eukaryota; Fungi; Ascomycota; Dothideomycetes; Mycosphaerellales; Dissoconiaceae. The transcript has 5 exons.
UCUCGUGGUUAUAAGACAUCUGGAUGGUCCCGUAUCCAGAAACAACUUAACACUCAUUCAGUUCCUUUCUGGGACAACAGCACUCAUUCACCAUGACACGGACUAUGCAUCGCACAAGGUCGCUCUCUUCUUACAUCUUUCUUUUCUUCACUCUCUGCGCCUUCGCACGUUCGGCAUUUCUGCCAAGUACCCAUACCUCACCGGACGCUCGCACCAUACCCUACGUGAAGCCCCGCGGCAAUACCGAUUUGAGGAUUCUCUGUCUUGGAGCUUCAAUUACCUUCGGUGUAGGAUCAACUACCGGCAAUGGCUAUCGGAAGGAGCUACGAGACAUGCUUACGGCAGCUGGUGCUACGGUCGAAUACGUAGGCACUCAAACCUCGGGCAACAUGGCUAAUAACGCAAACGAGGGCUAUCCUGGAUUCCGGAUUGACCAGGUCAUGGGCUUUGCAUGGAACUCAUAUGGCUACUGGCCAAACGUGGUCCUCGUUCAUCUCGGGACUAACGACUUCGUUCAGGGUUACGAUCCUCAGACUUCCGCCGACUCGCUAGGCACGCUUAUUGAUCAAGUGUACCAGGCUAUCGGCUCUUCAAAUCCUCUUGUGGUGGUCUCAAAGCUGCUGCCUAACAACAGAACCACAACAGAGAGUGGAAUCCAGAAAUUCAACGGUCUACUCGACGGCAUUGUUAGCUCUCGGGUCAAGUCAGGAAAGAAUGUCCUUCUAGUUGACAUGCAUUCUAGCGAUUUCAGCCUUGCCGACAUUGGGCCGGAUGGUACACAUCCAACAGACGCUGGUUUCCACAAGAUGGCGGGAGUGUGGACGACUGCUAUCAAGUCUGCUCUCGAUGCGAAUAAGAUAUCAAGCCCCAAGAACAACGGCCUCGCCAAAAGCACAACAAAUAACGUCCAUUGUGCAGUCUCUACUUCCGGCGUCAGUCGCCCAAGCACCGUGCAGUACGGAUUCGGAAACAAGACGGCAAUCUUUGCAGGUGCCUGGACAAACAUUGGGAUCGUCAUGAACCACACCUCACCUAACGCAACAGGCGUGUAUUGGGCCAAGCUGAAUGGCGUCUCGGGCCUAGGGGAUGACUACGUCUUCAUCGACAAAGACGGAUCCAUGAAAGUCGCCUAUAACAAGGGCGGGGAGACCUUUGGCGCUCUGAACAAUGUCAAUAAGCCUCCAGCUUGUGAUUCUGCAGGUACGGCAUUUGCUGAGAUGAAUGGUGAUGGCCGAGACGACUUCUGCUGUAUCUCGAGCGACGGAACGCUGCAGGUUUACACCACCUCUUCCGGACCGGCCUGGGGAUCAGCUGGAUUGACUCAACAUGGCAUUGGUGAUCCCCGCGCUGGAAUCUUCGUUGCGGACGUUGACGGGGAUGGCCUCGGCGAUUAUGUCUCCGUCUCGAGUGGUGGACUUGUCUCGGUUUCGUACAAUCGCGGCAAUACCUGGACCAAGUUUUACCGGGUCUUCAAGAUCCCGGACUUCAACGGCGGCGCAGAUUACGCCGGACUUCGAUUUGUGGACGUUAACGGAGAUGGACGAGCCGACUGUGUGCGGCUAACUCAGUCUUACAGUGAUGAUGAGAAUUACAAUUACCAGGUCACGAUCAGUGCAUACAUGAAUUUUCCCGGCGGUUCAAUAGUCGAGCCCUUUUUCAUGGACUCUGGAAUCAUUAUGCAUCCAAUUACCAACGCCGACCUGGGGAUCAAUCAAAUGACCUUUGGCCGUGUCCGUGGAACCAAAAAAUAUGAUCUUGCGACCCUCCAUGAUAGCGGUGCUAUGAAGGUUCUCGAAAAUCGAGGUUACAAAGGAAUUGCCUACGGCCCUCGCUCUCGGUACUGCGACAUGACAGGUUCUGGUAGUGACAGCUACUUGAGUAUUGGACCGUCUGGUGCUCUCAAAUUUUACCAGAACCUGCACAAUUCUGGUACUCACAUCAAGUUUGGUGAAAUUCUCCCUGAUCAAGGUUUGGCUGCCAACGAUGUGCACCUUGCAGACCUCGACGGAGAUUCGAGGUGCGACUACAUCAUCGUCAACAAUAGAACUGGUUCGCUGCAGUGGCGGAAGAGCAACAGGCUCUUGCUGUCAGGAACGGGCGGCUCUCUGUCGUUGGCGGAUCCCGUGUCGCUCGCUUUCUCGGAUAAGCCUAGCUGCGACAGUGCUGGCGUCAGGUUCGCGGACGUUGAUGGUGAUGGUCGUGCCGAUUACAUCUGCGUCGGUACAACAGGGUACAUCAGCAUUAGACUGAACACAGGAGGUGGCUUCAAAACAUCUCUACCGGUGAUCGACGCCCGCGGGUUCCUUGGCACUGCUGACACCCGCGAUCCUAUAAAUUUCGCCGAUAUUGACGGCGACGGCUACGCGGACCUUGUCUUCUUCGACACAAAUGCUGGCACAAUCACCGCAAGGCUCAACGUCAAUAAAGGGCAAUCGUUCGGAGAGGCACUGACAGUGUACUCGGACUCAACUCUGAUCGGAGGAUACGUGCGCUUCGCUAAUCUAAACGGUUUGGGCCGCGCUGAUUGGCUCAACAUCAAUCCUCUGUCUGCAAAGGCUAAGGUGUCGUCCAAUCGUUGCCCGCCUCCGACACCGCCGACUGGAAUCGGUUCCAACCCUAACCCGCCGUCCGGCCAAGCUCCCAGUACCGACCCCAACAACGAUGGCGCCGGAGUUGAUAAUGAUGGCGGGGAUGAUGAUGAUGACAGUAGCACCACCGACGACGGCGAUGAUGAUGGCUACGGGCCGGAGGACUUCGAACCUUGCGACUAUUCCAACAGCUACUCCAGCCUGGAUGAUCUCGCAGCUGCGGCCAAGAACAUCAGAGGCGAUUGCCUGCACGUUCACACCAUGCAAGUACUCGGCGACAUGCGUGACUCGGCAUAUGACUCAUAUGCUGACGCUAACAACGGCUACGACGCGGUCUUCGGCUACUAUGAGACAUACAUCAAGAAAAUGAUCCCAGUGACCCUUAUGGGUAGUUUCAUGUUCACCUACGGGACCAACAACGACGGUAAAUUCCGCGAUCUAGGACCUGGAAUGCAAUACUUCGAUUGUCAGGGCGGCCAGGACGGGAAUGACAAGUUCUCCUGCAGUAGCCUCGCAGAUACGAGUCGACACGACGAAAUUCUGAAGUACCCCACAACGUUUAUGCUACGGGACAAAGACGGCUAUGCAGCUGCUAUCCAAGACGCGGGGCUGGAUCUGAGUUGGAUAUCAUUCGAUGACUACAAGUUGCAUACGUCGAUCGAUGUCCAGACCCCGACCGCAGCAGGGCCCGGAGGCUCGGGACAGGGUUCAAGCACCUUUGAUUACUACUACCAGUUCAAGAACUUCCCCAUCAUGAACGCGACCAUGGUUGUGCCGAACCCGAAAGACAUCCGUUGUGAAAGCUCUCGACUCGAUCCCGGAGCUCAGGAUUCAAAUGGCCGCAACCCAACUCGACUUCAUGCUUGGUCUGUGGAGCGGCGGCUCCCGUGCAGAUGGAGCUGACACAUAUAGCAUGCCUAUUUUUAUGCUGAUGCAAGCUGUCGACAACAUGGAACAGGCUAAGCAGCUCGGAAUUCAAGAGAAACAAGAAGAAGAUGCCGAAGCGGCGGCCGCGAAGAACGGAAUCAUAC